This is a messenger RNA of Theileria equi strain WA, 1215 nucleotides long. RefSeq names its product 26S proteasome ATPase subunit, putative. Lineage: Eukaryota; Apicomplexa; Aconoidasida; Piroplasmida; Theileriidae. Gene Ontology annotation, molecular function: ATP hydrolysis activity; ATP binding; proteasome-activating activity. Bases 1 to 1215 code for a protein of 404 amino acids. Gene Ontology annotation, cellular component: cytosolic proteasome complex; proteasome regulatory particle, base subcomplex. The record is from RefSeq and is a predicted model, not a curated record. Gene Ontology annotation, biological process: positive regulation of RNA polymerase II transcription preinitiation complex assembly. The transcript is spliced from 7 exons.
AUGACAAAAGACGCGGGAACUGCUCCAAAGAGCAAAGACCAGCGUGAAGUAGUCGCUCAGUACGUGAAAAAGGUGCGAGAGCACCGGGAUUUGGAGGCAAAGAUCAAGAAACUCCGAUCCGACAUGAGCGAGUUGACCGCCAAGGACGAAAAGUACGAGCAGGACCUCAAGGCUCUGCAGAGCAUCGGCCAAAUCGUCGGCCACGUGCUCCGACCAAUCGACGAUAACAAGUUCAUCGUCAAGGCCUCGAGCGGUCCCAGAUACGUUGUGUGUUGCAAGGUCAACAUCGACCCCUCGACCCUGACCUCGGGGUCCAGGGUGGCCCUGGACAUGACCACGCUGACCAUCAUGAAGAAGCUGCCCAGGGAGGUGGACCCGGUCGUCUUUAACAUGCUCAACGACGUGGAGCUCGUCGACGGCAAGGCCAGGAAGGAGGGGUACGAUUCCAUCGGAGGACUUCGAAAGCAAAUUAGGGAGAUGAGAGAGGUGAUUGAGCUCCCGCUGAGGAACCCCUUCCUCUUCCACAGGGUGGGAAUCAAGCCGCCAAAAGGCGUGCUGCUCUAUGGACCGCCCGGGACGGGAAAGACGCUGCUCGCCAGAGCCCUGGCGUCUGACAUUGACUGCAACUUUCUCAAAGUUGUCGCCUCUGCUGUUGUAGAUAAAUAUAUCGGUGAAUCUGCAAAGAUUAUUAGGGAAAUGUUUGGCUACGCAAAGGAACACCAGCCGUGUAUCAUAUUCAUGGACGAAAUCGACGCCAUUGGAGGAAGGAGGUUCUCCCAGGGCACGUCCGCAGAUCGAGAAAUCCAACGCACCCUCAUGGAGCUGCUAACACACCUGGACGGUUUUGACGAGCUCGGGCAGGUCAAAAUCAUCAUGGCGACAAACAGACCAGACGUGCUAGACCCAGCCCUCUUGCGCCCCGGACGUAUCGACCGAAAGAUUGAAAUCCCACUCCCCAACGAAGCCGCACGGGUGGAAAUCCUCAAGAUUCACUCGAAAAAGCUCACAAAACAGGGAGAUAUCGACUACGAGGCAGUUUGUCGCCUCUGCGACGGGUUCAACGGAGCAGAUUUGAGAAAUGUGUGCACAGAAGCCGGCAUUUGCGCAAUUAGAGCCAUGAGAGACUAUAUUAUAGAAGAAGACUUUUUUAAAGCAGCCAGGAAACUGACAGAGAAUAAAAAGCUGGAAGGGACGCUGGCAUAUGAAAAGUUGUAA